GUUGUGCGUCGGUACGGCUCGAAUGUUCGACCGUUUCUCUUUUUCAAACGACUACCUGAAGCCUAUACCAAUGUAAAAACGACCGAGUGACAACAACAACAAAAAAAAAAAAGAAAAAGGUCCGAAAUAGUUUCCUGAUGAUAAUAAUGCGCUUGGAGAAACCGAAGGGACUGUUCAGGUUGAAAUUCAAGAGACCGUUCAAGGUCAGAACCAUCAAGGAGUACAACCGAUUCAGAGAGAGACAGUUAGAGAAGAAUAAACUUAAGGGAGUCGAUGGAGUAUCUCAACACUACGAUAGCCUACAGCAGCAGCAGCAACAGCAACAACAACAGCAGCAGCAGCAGCAACACCAGGCAGAGUUACAACAGCACAAACAGCCCCUCAAGGAUACGACAAACACGCCCCCCAAGUGUCACAAGGUGAACAAUAAUAACGAGGAGGGACAGAACAACAAUCAGGAGCCGUCUUCUACGCAGGAUAACGAGGGCAAUCAUCAACAAGGUUCGCGAUCUCUACAGUGUUUGGAAACAUUGGCCCAAAAGGCCGGGAUACACGACAUCACGGCGGACGAUUGCAAGUACGAUGUGGCAAACACACUUUUGAACUUGGACAGGGGACACGAGUUCAUCAAACAAAACGUGGACAUGUCGGUUUCUAUGGCAUCGGACAUCAAUAAGCAGCAACAAAUGGUAGACCAAAACAAUCAAGCUGUCCAACAACAACAACAACAACAAGAACAACAACAGCAACAACAACAACAACAGCAGCAACAACAACAACAGUAUCAACAGAUGCAACAGCAACAACAACAGCAGCAGCAACAACAGCAGCAACAACAACUUGUCCAGGCGGCGCAGAGUCCGCAUCUGCAACAAGUGACCGUGAACGCGCAGGGGCAACAAUGCAUACAAACGGCGACGAACAUGGGGCCCCCACAGCAGCCGCAGCACGUGCAACCGAUGCAUCAGCAACAAGUUGCGCAACAGGGUCAACAGGUUCAGAUACAGACUCAGGGGGCGCAGGUUCUCGCCGCGGCGCAGAACGCUGCGCAAACGAGCGCCACCAUUACCACUAUGGCGCCGUUGCAACAGAAUCAACAAGCCGCGCAUCCGCAACAAGUUGACUGGGGUCACGGUAGGGUCCAAGUAAUCCAACAGCCGACCCAAAACUCCAUGUAUCUGCAACAAUUGUACAACCCCCAAGGGCAACUGCUGAUGCCCGGAAAUAUCGCUUUGCAUUCCAGCAUCAAUCCGCAACAAAUCCAGGUUAUAACUAAACCGUUCCAAGGUAACUUAGGUAACCAGAUAGCGGCCGGUCCACACAUGAUAACCGCGGCCCAAGGGAAGCAAGCGGUGCUCCAGGGUAGUCAGGCGACCACGUUUCCCGGUUACACCACCAUCCCGACCAUUCCGACCACCCAGAAUCAGCAAACGUUGGUGUUCAGUCAGCUGGGGGUGAUCAGCUCUCAGCCGAAUAUACUGCCCAACCAUUCUGGACAGGCGACCGCACAAGUUGCUCAACAGAAACCGCAGGAAAUGCACAAACCUGGCGGCCAACCGAUGCAGUUCACCAACAGUCUUCCCUGGCAAUUUACAAAUGGUAUUCCGCAAGUGUGGGCCACCAAUAGCCUCCCAUCCCAGGCUCUAUUGGCCCCUAACCCGAUUUUUAUUAGGGGCACCCAGGCCGACGGCACCCCUGGGAUGUUCAUCCAACAGAACCCUCAGACUGCUACGAUACAAACUCAACAAAAUCAAGCCAUCGCCACACAAGGAACAGUCGCCCAAGCGACCAAAACGCGCCCGAUAAACGAAAACAUUCAACCGAAACAGACUCCGAAUCGUCCAUUGAACAUUUUGCCAUCGAACGCGGCCAAUAUUCGACCGGCCAGUUCUGUUUCCACGCAAACGAUAGGCGCCCAAACACCGACAUAUACAUUGCAGACGAUGGGCGGGAACAAACAGGGGGCCAAGAUGAGAACCAAAGCCCCACAAAUACGAUCUCCGGCACCGAAGGCCGACGCCGCCAACCAAACCCAAAUGAAAUCUUAUACGAACCUACAACAGCACAUCGUAGGCAACAAAAUGUUGGUGAUGAACACUUCGACCGGUAUGACGACAACGAUGACGCCCGGCUCGCCAAUGACCGCCGAGAAGGCCCAACAGUUGGCCAAUCAGAACAAACAAGCUCAACAGGCGACCAACGCGCAGAUGCAACAAGUCACUUUGCAACAGCAACAACAACAGCAGCAACAACAGCAGCAGCAACAACAGCAGGUGAUGCAACAGGCGAUGCAACAGUAUCAGAUACAGCAGCAGGGCCAACAGCAACAACAGAUCGCCAAGCCUAUGAUGAUCCAAACGAUCCAAGGUAUCCCUCAGCAACAGAUCCAAAUGUCGACAGGUGACCGGCCUAUAGUGCCGGUCGUGUCAAUGUCACAGCAAAGUGCCCAGCAGGUGCAACAGCAGAUUCAGCAGCAGAUUCCGGGUGCGAUACAGCAGGGUAUCCAGUUACAAGGCAACCUGGCCGUUACGCAACAACCCAUGCAGAUGAACAUGCAACAAAUACAUCCUCAACAAAUCGCUCAGAUGACAGCACCGCCUGGCACCAUCCUAACCAGUCAAAUACAGCCGGCGACCAAUCAGACUGUAGUGCCCCAAGUGGUGACCCAGCAACAGCCCGUACAACAGAUGCAACAAAUCACCGUUGCCGCCCAACCUCAGCAACAGCCUCAGCAACAAGCGGUUACCCAGCACCAACAACAGGUUCCUCUUCCGCCGGCGGUACCUCCUGUACCCGAUAAGGACGACACGCCAUCUAGUAUGCAACAACCGACUGAAAACUUUUUACAGGCGACAGCUGUCAAUCAGAUGACGCCGGUCAGUACCACCACCGUUGCAGAUCAGACGUCAAAAGAUUUGGUCGUCACUUCUGACGGGAGCGGUCCUCAACCAGAAUCCAAAGAAGCUCAGGAUCUCUUAAAACCUCAACCGCAAGACCAACUGAUCCAAGCUACACCCCUACCGGGUACCGUGCCCAGUCAACCGGCCACCUCGACGACCACCACGAGUACCACCACCUCCUCGGAAAUCGGUGGUAUACCACUGGCUGCUACCGCCGAAGAGGUGAAAGAGAGGUGUCCUCCUAAGGCGAUGGUCAAGCCUCAGGUCAGUAAAAUUCUCACUCACGUGAUCGAGGACUUUGUGAUACAGGAGUCCUCUGAACCGUUCCCGGUUAAUAGGAGCGGCAUGAUUAGCGAAAUUAAAUCGGCACAUUCGACGAACGAGAGGGACGACGAACCACCAAGAAAAAAACUGGCAUUAUCGCCAGGUUCUUUAUCACCGAAAGGCGACAUGGCCAAAUGCGAGGCCUGCGGAAUCGUCGAUCACAAGUCGAAGUUCAAGAAAAAUAAGAGAUUUUGUUCGGCAGCGUGUGUCAAAAGUGGUAAGAAUAAGGAGGACAAGAAGAAAUGGGACAAACCGGAGGACAUGGAUACCGACGAGCAUAAGGCCGAAAGUACCAGUCCCGCCACUGCUGAGGACAAUAUCCCGAAAGUGGAUCCUCUUAAAUGGGGGGUGCCAGAAGUGGUGGAAUUUAUCAAGAACUUACCUGGAUGCUCCGAUUACGCGGAAGACUUCCUGAUCCAAGAGAUCGACGGUCAAGCUCUGAUGCUCCUGAAGGCGGACCAUUUGAUGACCGCUAUGUCGAUAAAACUCGGUCCGGCCCUAAAAAUUGUCGCGAAAAUCGACGAUAUGCGUACUGAUAAGGAACCACCCAAGCAACAAUAAGUGAACGUUUAAAGACGUGCACUACAGGUAUUAUAUUUUGGAGUCCAACAAUCCCUUAAAAAUAGAAGGAAAUUUCGUUAAGGGGGUUAUCCUAGUUGGAUUAAGACUGAUGAUGAUAAUUGAUCUAACCAUUAACGAAGCGGUUUUAAUAUAGUAGUAAUUUAUAGGUGACCUUUUGGGCACCCUAGAUCUGACUUUGACAAAACAAUCGUGUAAAUAUUGUACAAACUGAAACCAAAUAAUUUAACAAAAAAACAAUGAAAUUGUACAUUAUUCGUCCAUUGUAGGCACUGUAGAACUAAUAAAAUUUUAAUUGUAUAUAGUAAGAUUAAUUUAUAUAAUAAAGUAUACUUAAGGGCUAAAUAAAUAUAUUGUUUCUUAAUAUACGGGGCGUAACAGCCGCGGUCGGUCUUUAUUAACAUCACUUUCUAUAGUGUUUAUCCGACCGCGGCUGUUGUCCUGUAGGUCCGUUCAAAUGUGCAAUUUGUCUGUUUGUUAGGUUAUUAAUUUAUUCUUAGGCUUCCCUAGUGUAAAAAAAAGAACGGUGCAGAUAUUCGAAUGAUAUUUGUUACAUGUUUACAUACUGCCACUAAAGAUAAUAAAACGUUUGUAAUUUAUAUAAA
Anthonomus grandis grandis is the source of this 4408-nucleotide messenger RNA. Its product is annotated as polyhomeotic-proximal chromatin protein-like. Gene Ontology annotation, cellular component: nucleus; PRC1 complex. The record is from RefSeq and is a predicted model, not a curated record. The transcript has 19 exons. Gene Ontology annotation, molecular function: zinc ion binding; protein binding. NCBI's taxonomy places the organism in Eukaryota, Metazoa, Arthropoda, Insecta, Coleoptera, Curculionidae. The coding region runs from base 138 to 3785 and encodes 1215 amino acids.